This is a messenger RNA of Cucurbita pepo subsp. pepo (vegetable marrow), 2595 nucleotides long. The record is from RefSeq and is a predicted model, not a curated record. Lineage: Eukaryota; Viridiplantae; Streptophyta; Magnoliopsida; Cucurbitales; Cucurbitaceae.
UUCACAAUACAGUUUACAUGCAGCGUUCAGUCCAGUCAAGUCACACACACUGUUCGUUCACUUUCUCCUCCUUCCCUACACUCCACACACAUUCCCGCACUAUCCACCGCCAUUUUCUUCAUCUUCUCAACUGCUUUCCCUCGUCUCCAAACCCUAACGUUAGCGUUUCGCUUCCAUUCAAGAGAAUAUGGUCAAUUAUGGUUCAUUGGAUGUGGAAGAAAUUCUGACGGGGGUAUUAAUUUAGCUAUUCAUCUGGCAGCUCUUUUAGCGGGCUCCCAAUUUCUCAUUCCAAGCAGCGUCAACCUAAGUCUGAAUCCUUCUAUGUUAUUUUUCACCAAUGAUGAAAAGUUUGGCGUCUGAUUCUCAGAAGAGGAUUUCAUAUAUGAGAAAUUGAGAAACAGUAGUGGUCCAAAAGAACAUCCUAACCAUGAGUGCACCAGGUGUAUGCCCAACCGAGGAUGCCAUAUUUACAUUAUUAGAUUAUUUAGUUGAACCCAUGCUUCCUGCAAAGUCAUUGUCGAGAGAAAAUCCACCACAAUCUCUUCUGCAAUCGGUUGCAAAACAGGUGCAUGCCGUUGUUCUGUUGUACAACUACUACCACCGGAAACAACAUCCGCACCUUGAAUUUCUGAGUUUUGAGGCAUUUUGUAAGUUAGCUGUGGUCGUUAAACCAGCUUUAUUGUCUCACAUGAAACUCAUGCAAAACUCAGAUGAUAUAGAAUUGGAAAAUCCCGAGAACCAGCUUUCUCCAGCCGAAAAGGCAAUUAUGGAUGCAUGUGAUAUAGCCACUUGUCUACAGGCAUCAAAAGAUGAUGACGUAGAGGGCUGGCCUCUUUCCAAGGUUGCUGUUCUUUUAAUUGACUCCAAAAGGGAAAGUUGCCAUUUGCUAUUUAGUGUCAUCACUCAAGGAGUUUGGUCUGUCAUUGAACAAGAUUUGGAUACCUCUGAAUGUCAACCAGAAACUGUGGACGAGGAAAAACAUGUAAACAAAAAGAAAAGAGUGAUCAAGAAACCUUCAAAAGAGGGGCCAGUUGAUGAAAUUAAAACUCAGCAGCUGGCAUAUUCAACAGUUAGGAAAGCAACAGGGAUUAAUCAAUCUGAUCUCAAAAUUUUAGAAAGUCAUGUUGUAUACUCUCAUAGUAAAGCGAAAUCAGCAGUCUUCUUUUAUGUGAUUCAGUGCACUCGAUCAGCAACUGAAGAUGUAAUUCAAGUUCCCAUUAAAGAUACCAUUGACAGUUUGCAGGAUUCGUUGUUUAAAAUAAAUGGUAGGAGAUGGAGCAUUACCUCAAAAGUUGAGUACUUCCACAUUCUUCCAUAUGCUAGGAUGAUGCUAAUCUGGUUUCACGGUGUAACUUCAACCAAUAGUUUACGAGUCAUAGGUGGAGCAAAGGUUGAUGAAAACUUGAACAAGCCUGAGAGAAUAGAUGUAACGAGGACACUUGAAAUUCAAGACAACCAAGAUGGUGCUAGUGCAAACAAUUUGAAUAAAGGGACUAGCACUUAUGGUGAAGGAUUGGAAAGACUGCCAGAUAAAACUAACUAUAUCAGUAGUUUGAAUGAUGUGAUGUGCAGGCCCCAGAAUUCUAAUGUGGAUGACUUGGUUCCUUCCUAUCCAGUGGAGAAGAAAAAGGAUGUACCAAAUACUAGCCAAGUUUUCUUUUCCUAUGCAAAGAAAAAGAAUGCUAGGCAAGCUGACAAUCGCGAUGCAGUGAUGAUCCCAUGUAUGGUGAAUGAACCAAAUGCCUCAGAAAGUGGCAUCAUAGUUAAGGAUAGGAUAUUGGCAACGAACCCUUGUCUUGCUGAAUGCAGUGGUGAAAAGAUUGCUUCUGGAAAUCUCUCUGACAAUAUUUCACUUGAUCAAUAUAGGAACGGUGAUCAUGCUCUUGUCACCUGUCAAUCGAACACAGAACAUCUUACUAAGUUACAGGAAAUUAUAAUUUCGAAAGAAACAGCAUUGUCACAAGCUGCAAUUAAAGCUCUAAGUAGGAAGAGGGAUAAACUGUCUCAUCAGCAGCGCAUCAUUGAAGAUAAGAUAGCUCAGUGUGAUAAAAACAUGCAGACAAUAUUAAGGGGUGAUGAAGAUGGUUUGGUUAUAAAGCUGGAUUCUGUGAUCGAAUGUUGUAAUGAUGUCUGCAUAAGAAGUAUUGCGGAAGAUAGAUCUUAUCAAUGCUUUGAAGAAAACUGCUCAUCUCAAUAUGGCACGAGUAAGAGAUUGUCAGAAGCAAUUCUCUGCGUACAGAAUCCAUGUCAGGAACUGGAUGACAUAUGUCGUAAAAAUAAUUGGAUAUUGCCCGUUUACGGAGUCUCGACAUCAGAUGGUGGAUUCCAAGCUAAUGUGCUUGUAAAAGGGAUGGAUUUUGCAUAUUCAAGCUGCAGCGAGCUGUGUCCAGACCCUUGUGAAGCCAGGAAAUCGGCUGCAACAAAGAUGUUAGGUCAACUAUGGACGAUGGCAAGUCAGACCAAGCAGCUACAACUUGCACACCUGCAACAGAUUUGCCUCGUGCACAACGAGAUGGGAAUGACUGUAGCAAGUGUUUUGACUCGAGAGCAUAGCAUUGAAAAUAUGGACAGUUUAUGAAUAACGAUAGUUCAUAA